AUGUCUGCACACGCUUCUACUCGUCCCAACGGCACGAAUGGCUCUACAGCCUCUGUGAAGGGACAGCUCGAUGCAUCCAAGCUCAAGUUUGACUUGACAACCGCACUAAAAGAUGUCCCCAAGCCCGGAUCCGCUGAGCUGUGGGAACAGAAUGUCGCUACAGAUCACAUGGUUACCUGUCGCUGGACGGUACAGAACGGCUGGGAAGAUCCAGUUAUUAAGGCCUUCGGUGACUUGACUAUUUCACCUCUUGCAUCUUGCCUUCAUUAUGCCACCCAGUGCUUCGAGGGCAUGAAGGUUUAUCGCGGUUACGACAAUCGCGUUAGACUCUUUAGACCGGACCGGAACGCAAAGCGCUUGGUCAUGAGCGCCGAGAGAGUUUCUCUCCCGGGUUUUGAUCCCGAGCAGCUCGUCGAGUUGAUCAAAGCCUUGGUUCGUGUUGAUGCGAAAAGAUGGCUAUCAGAGCCCGGCAGCUUUCGGUACAUCAGACCAGCAUUAAUCGGAACCGGCCGCCAGCUGGGUGUCCAGAUCCCCAAGGAAGCCAUCUUGAUGGUCACGCUGGUGUGCUGGCCCGAUUUCUCCACCGAGGUUCCUCCAGGUGUAGAGCCAAGAUCGGAUUUACGUCUCAUCACAUCGAGGAAUGACACCAUCAGAGCGUGGCCCGGUGGUUUUGGCUACGCCAAGGUUGGUGCGAAUUACGGCCCCAGCUUUGCAUCUCAUUGCGAAGCGCAACAGGCUGGUUACGACCAGGUCUUGUGGCUAUUGGGCGAGGAAGGACAAGUAACAGAGGCUGGGGCCAGUAAUUUCUUCGCUGUUGUCCGAGACGAAAAGACCUCUAAGCCGGUUCUACUCACAGCGCCGUUGACGGAUCGAGUUAUUCUCGAUGGUGUUACCAGAAGGUCUGUUCUGGAUUUGGUUGGAAGUCGACUUUCCGAGGAGCUCGAGGUCAGAGAAGCGAAAUUUUCAAUCAAAGAUAUUGAGAAGACAUGGAGAAAUGGCCUCCUUCAGGAGGCUUUCGUGUCGGGCACUGCCUUUUUCAUCAAGAAUGUAUCGACCAUUCGGGUUGGUGAUUUUAACAUCGACUUGCCACAGAAGCAAGACGAUGGGAGUGCAUUUGGCCCACGGAUCAAGAAUUGGUUGAAGGAUAUUAUGUUUGGAGCCGAAGAUCAUGAAUGGGGUGUUAUUGUCGACUAA
Fusarium fujikuroi IMI 58289 is the source of this 1194-nucleotide messenger RNA. Its product is annotated as probable branched-chain amino acids aminotransferase. Gene Ontology annotation, biological process: L-leucine biosynthetic process; L-valine biosynthetic process. Gene Ontology annotation, cellular component: mitochondrion. Gene Ontology annotation, molecular function: branched-chain-amino-acid:2-oxoglutarate transaminase activity. Lineage: Eukaryota; Fungi; Ascomycota; Sordariomycetes; Hypocreales; Nectriaceae. The record is from RefSeq and is a predicted model, not a curated record. The transcript has 3 exons. The coding region runs from base 1 to 1194 and encodes 397 amino acids.